AUGCCCACUCCGACGCCUGGGAGGUGUGGCAUCACCAGCCUCGCUGCAACUGCGACUGAUUGGAUUCUGCGCAGGUUCGUUGAGAAUCGGGGCUGGUUGAACAUCUGGAAGACUUCGUCUUGGUGCAGCUGUACACACCUCUCCAUGGCCUCUGAGAAGGGAUGGAGCCUCUGUCGCAUCCUGUUGGCCCCUCGCUAUGAGGAGUACGUGAUCCAACCGUGGCCACAUGUCUGUUGGGUCUAUCGAGGCUAUGUGAUUUUCGCCAUAGAAUUGCGAGCAUGGCUCUUGGCUCUCACUCCACCAGAGUUUGCAGAGGCGGCUGUAUCUGAGUUGGCAAUGGCUCUCUUAAGCGUCGAAGUCUUGGAGAUCUUGGAGAUCUUGGAGAUCUUGGAGACAUCGGCACAAUUCUACAAGCUGGACGUUCAGAGUCGGGUAGAGGUGAAGGUUGCUGAGGUAAUCUUGCAGGAUGUGGUGGACAAGGAAGAGGCAAUGCUGGUGGAUGUUGAAGCACCUGAAAGUUCAUGGCUGGGGGAUGGCAAUCCGGUGGAUCGGGUGGAUCGGGUGGAUCCGGUGGUUCGGGAGGAUACGGUGGAUACGGUGGUUGGCACUCAGGCGCAGCCGGAACACACUCUGGUGGAAGAGGUGGUCCUGGUUCCAGUGGAAGAACUGGUGGUCCUGGUGGUUCGUGUUGAAGUGGUUUGGGUUGAGCUGGAACUGGUCCUUGUACUAGAGGUUGAGCUUGAUGUUGUGAGGCUGGUGGAAGUUGUGGUAAUACUGCUGGUGGUGAAAGUGAUGCUUGUAGAAGUUGUUGUUGUGAAAGAGAUGCUGGUUGAACUUGUCCCAGUAGUGCUAGAUGUGCUUAUUGAGCUGGAAGUGGUGCUGAAGCUUGAUGUACUUGUUGUGGACAGAGUGGUUGUUGAAGUCGAGCUGGUGGUGGUGGACAUUGUCGUUGAACUGGUACUGGUCGAUGUGACUGUGGUGGUAGAACUCCCUGUGCUGGAGGUCGUGCUAGUUGUGAGAGUGAUGCUGGUUGUGGUUGCUGUGUGGGAAGUGGUUGUGGUCCUGGAAAUUGUCGUGCUUGAGCUGAUGCUGGUACUUGAUGUGGUGCUGCUUGUUGUAGUGCUGCUUGUUGUAGUGCUGCUUGUUGUAGUGCUGCUCGUCGUAAGGCUCGUUGAAGUGGUUGUAGUUGUCGUACUGCGUGUAGCAGUGAUACUUGACGAUGUUGUACUGCUGGUUGUUCUGGUACUUGACUUGCUAGUGGAGCUUGAAACCGUUGUGCUGGACGUGCUACUGCGUGUGGACGUACUACUGCUGGUGGUUAGUGUGGAGGUGCUUGAAGAGCUUCUACUUGUGCUGGAGGUGGUGCUUGUGCUGGAUCUGCUGGAAGUCGUUGUAAACGUCACUGUGGAGGUGACUGUGCUGGAAGUGCUGAAGCUUGUGGUUGUAGAGCUGGUGCCAUGCGUAGUUCUCCACAUCAAAUCUCCAAAGAUCGCGACAGAAAGACCCGCCGUCAAAUCCGCCGUGAAUCCAAAGAGCUCUGUUGGUUGGAUCCCAGCCAGCUACAUGAAAAGCUCGAGCGGGUGGACCACCAACCACAAUCAGAUUCCAGUUGUUGCUGCUGACCGUGGUGUCAUAUCUCCACAGAUCCUGUUGCAAACCUCCUUGUGGGUUGCCACCGCAUGA
Molecule: messenger RNA, 1683 nt
Organism: Cladocopium goreaui
Lineage: Eukaryota; Dinophyceae; Suessiales; Symbiodiniaceae
Source: the annotation of a GenBank genome assembly